AUGACUACUUUUGGUCUCCGAAAAGAUCUGAAAUCAGUAACCAAUCUAGACCUCGAAGAGCUUGUAAAAGUACUUGAAAUCAAAAUUUCCGAGGAUGGUUAUUGUAGCUCAAAAACUAAUGAAAUUAUGAUUUGGGAUGCUAAUAAAGAUCAAAAUUGCCAAUAUAUUUCAAUUGGAAAACUAGAUGGAAUAAUGAGUAAUGGACUGUGGAUAAAUAGUAAAAAUCAAAUUGCACUGAGUCUUGGGGAAAACAAAAUUGUGAAAGAUUGUAAUCUUGAUCUGAUAGUUAGUGAUGAAGGUUUUACAGUACGUCAACACGUUGUUCAUUUACAUGAAAACGAAAUACCAAGAAUUCCAACAGAAUUGAAGAUUCCUAGAUCCACAGGAUUGACACCACAAGCACUAACAUCAACUCCUAGUCUUCAAGAAAUGAGUAUAAAAACAGAGAUUCCUAGAUCCGAAGGAUUGAUGAAUCCUCAGAAAUAUCAAAAAGAAUGA
Molecule: messenger RNA, 498 nt
Organism: Caenorhabditis briggsae
Lineage: Eukaryota; Metazoa; Nematoda; Chromadorea; Rhabditida; Rhabditidae
Exons: 2
Coding region: 1-498 (165 amino acids)
Source: RefSeq, a predicted model, not a curated record